Messenger RNA from Vespula vulgaris, 3026 nucleotides. Its product is annotated as fatty acyl-CoA reductase wat-like. Gene Ontology annotation, molecular function: alcohol-forming very long-chain fatty acyl-CoA reductase (NADP+) activity. Bases 149 to 1750 code for a protein of 533 amino acids. Gene Ontology annotation, cellular component: peroxisome. NCBI's taxonomy places the organism in Eukaryota, Metazoa, Arthropoda, Insecta, Hymenoptera, Vespidae. Gene Ontology annotation, biological process: long-chain fatty-acyl-CoA metabolic process. The record is from RefSeq and is a predicted model, not a curated record. The transcript has 10 exons.
AGUGCAACGGUGAGCUUCGUUCGAACAACAUCUACAGACAAGAAUACAAGAAAAGAGUAAUCGGUUCGAACUAAUUUUAUUGAUAACGCAUCAAUUUUCAUUCUGCGUAAAGGACAAUAUUUCUGAAAAUCGGUACGGAAGAACAGAAAUGAUGGAAAUCUUGAAGAAAGCGGACGAACGAGGAACGGACGCUGCAAAAAGUGACUUGAAAUUUGGCACAUCGACCGAAUAUGUGCCAAGUGAUACCACAUCUUCCGUUGAAAACGUCAACAAAUUAACGACUGUUCAGAAAUUUUACGAUGGACAAAGUAUUUUCAUAACAGGUGGAACAGGUUUUAUGGGGAAAUUAUUGAUUGAAAAAUUAUUGAGAGGAUGCCCUGGUAUCAAUUGCGUAUACGUUUUGAUACGAAAGAAAAAAGAGAAAAACGUUCUUCAACGCAAGGAAGAACUUAUCGAUGAUACGUUAUUUUCCGUACUGAGGAAGGAGCAACCAGAAGUCCAAAGACGUAUAGUCGCGAUCGAGGGAGACUGUAGUUUGCCGAAUCUCGGUAUUUCGAUAGCCGAUAGAGCUACACUUAUCGGAGAAGUCUCUAUUGUUUUUCAUGCUGCAGCUACAGUGAGGUUCGACGAAAAAAUUAAAUUGGCAGGAGCUAUUAACGUUCGAAGUCUAAAGGAGAUGAUACACUUGUCUCUAAAAAUGUCAAAACUGAAGAGUUUCGUCUACGUAUCAACGGCAUAUGCCAACUGUCCUCACAAAACGAUCGAGGAGAAGUUUUAUGAUCCACCGAUGGAUGCCGACAAAUUCAUCGAUUUGUUGGAUUCUAUUGACGAAAAAUUGCUCGACGAUAUUACACCACAGUUGCUUGGAGAAUGGCCAAAUACAUACGUUUAUACAAAAUCGAUCGCCGAGAAUAUCGUAAAAAAGCAUGCCGGCUUAAUGCCGAUUGGAAUAUUUCGCCCCGCGAUAGUGAUACCCACGCAUAGAGAACCUAUUUGCGGAUGGACCAAUAACAUGCAUGGGCUAGUGGGAGUUACAGCAGGUGGUGCAAUGGGAUUAAUACGAACUAAUUAUUGCGAUAAAUCGGUUAAAAUGAGCGUAGUACCCGGAGAUCUGACGACUAAUGCGCUAAUCGUCAGUGCUUGGGAUAUAGCAAAUAAUCGAAGAUUCAACGAAGAAAUACCUAUUUAUAAUUACGUGUCUAAAGAAAAUCCAAUUAAUAUCGAGGAAAUAACAAGAUUGUCGAAAAAGUACACACUAUUAUUACCGACGAACAAAAUACUUUGGUACUGCAGCUAUAGGAAUAUAAAGUAUUAUCCAAUCUAUCUCCUCUAUAUGUGUUUUCAACAUUUACUACCAGCUCUUAUAAUCGAUACGUUCGCGUUUUGCAUAGGUAAACAGCCAAGGUUAUUAAAAUUAUAUAUGAAAAUUCAUUCAAUAUCUCAAAUAUUUUUGUAUUUUAUUAAAAACGAAUGGAACUUUACUAAUAAAAGAUGGAACGCAUUGUUAAGGAAGUUAACGGCAAAAGAUCGUGAAUUGUUCUUUUGUGAUAUGAAAGACCUGGAUUGGGAUACUUACUAUCAAAGUUAUAUUCUAGGAAUAAGAACAUAUAUCUUAAAGGAUCCCAUUGAAACGCUCCCUCAAGCUCGUUUAAAAUUCCGAAGGCUUUACUGGAUGCAUCAAGCAUUGAAACUUGUUAUCGCCUGUGUAUUGCUUAUUAUCACGUGGGCUAUAUUUUCCAGACUCUUGUAGCUUUCGGAUAUGUGUAAAAGUAUUAAGUAACGUUGAUGAGGGUAACAAUACAAUUCAGAGUAUCUUUUUGUUAAAGUUGAUAUGUCUAUAGUGUAAUCAUACUUGUGCAAAUAAUAUUAAGAUUUUUCUUGCAUAGUUUUUUAUAUAAAUUUUAUACUUUGCGCCUGAAAGUAGGCUUCGCUCUAUACUUCUGCGAUAUUAGUUGGUUUAAGCGGAUUUUAUCGAUAAUGCUUCUAUGUUAGGUAAUGUGGAUUGCAAAUCAAUAUUACAUAAAAAUGUUUCUUACUGAAAAAUUAUGUUACUAACUAUAUUUAUAUAAAAAAUUAAUUAAAAAUGUUCAUUAUAUUUUAUGUACCGCAAAGUUUGUUCAUAAAAAUAUAAAGGCACCAAAGGGAAAUAUAAAAAAAAAACAAAUGAAGAAGUUUUUCCGAUGAAAGCCCUGUUCAACUAGAUAAAAUUCACACAAGGAUAAUUCGUCUCCAACACAUCUAAAACUUUAGUUUGACCAUUAUACUUUCGCCCAAUCUUGAAAUAUGAACCGAGAUUUUGUGUUCUUCAUCGAGAAGAACAGCAAGAGUCUUAUAACAACUAAGUUACGAUACUCUCUGCUUACGGUCCUAGGAUUUCGCUCAGAACAAAUUGAGAGUUAUUAACGAAUUCCGCUAGUUGGUCCUAACGUGACAAAUGAAAGAACUUUAUAUAUUUAUAAUACAAUGUAAUAUUUCACGGACACUUUUUAUUAUUCUACAUAGUUUUAUUAUUCUAAAUAGUAUAUUAUAAUUCUCAUUAAAUUGUAGAAAGUAAUAGAAUAAACUGAUGUAUGAUCUUUUUGUAUCAAUUCUUGUCCCAUUAAUUUAGUCGUAUUCUCAACAUAUUGUCACAUUUUAUGACUCGUACUGCCUUACAUAAUAAUAUAGUAAUCAUAUUCCCGUAAGUUUCGGACUUCGUCAUGCAGAUUGAAUCUCUAAGAAGAUUAAAAAAAUGUUAGAUUACAUGAAGAAUCAUAGGCUAACUAAAUUUAGCUACUACUUUUCGAGCUUGUAGACUUGUAUGUGAGUGUGCAUUACAGCAUGAAAGAAAUAAUCCUUAAGUCUUAUUUGUUCGAACAACUGAUUUUUGUAAUCGAACAUGGCGGAGAAACGCUACACGAGUUUUUUUCACAGAAAUCAAAUGUUUCAAAGAUAUUUAAAUGUUGUUAUAUAUCUAAAGAACAUUACUAUUAAAUAUGGAAUUUUAAUUAUUGAUUCCUGUAUUCUAUUUCGUUUUACUUUAUCAA